GCGGUGUAGAAGUGAAUACAAUAGAAACGGGAGGCUGCAUGGGAGUACUUUGAAUCAAACGUAACGGAAUCUAUCAUCUGGGACUCGGCCGUGUUAAUUUUUUUCUGCCGGCUUCAGGAUGAUGAAGUUUAGGUUCAGGAGGCAGGGGAACGAUCCCCAGAGAGAGAAGAUCAAACAGGACCUCUUUGCAUUCAAUAAGACUGUCGAACAUGGAUUCCCUAACCAACCCAGCGCCUUGGCCUACGAUCCAAAGCUACAGCUUAUGGCCAUUGGCACCAAGUCCGGAGCCAUCAAAGUCUAUGGAGCACCCGGAGUGGAAUUCACUGGCCUGCACAGAGACACCGCCACAGUCACGCAGAUCCACUUCCUCUAUGGACAGGGCCGGAUCCUCUCGCUGUUGGAUGACAACACUCUGCACCUGUGGGAGAUUAUCCAGAAGGACAGCUACUCUCACCUGGAAGAGGUCCGCAGCUUCACCCUACCCGGCCGACCGGGGAUCGAGAGCGCCAGUGCGACCCGUGUGACUGUGCUGCUGCUCAUGCUGAGGUGUGACCUGCUUUGCGUGGGCACAGAGGGAGGUGGCGUCCACUUCGUGGAGCUGCCCAGCCUCACCCUGCUGGACAAGUCUCUGCUCCAGGAUGAGGUGCUGCAGAGCGUUCCCGAGGACUACAAACACGGGAAGUCGCUGGGCCCCGUGGAGUCCCUGCAGGAGCAUCCUCAGCAGCCGGACAAGAUCCUCAUUGGCUACAGCCGCGGCCUGGUGCUCCUGUGGGACAUGGACUCGCGGCACGCCGAUAACGUCUUCCUGGGAAAGCAGCAGCUGGAGAGCUUGGUGUGGGAACGGACCGGGAGCUCCUUCGUCAGUUCCCAUAGCGACGGUGGCUACAUGGUGUGGUCCGUCAGCAGUGGCACCCCGUGUGCCAGUCAGCCAUCCACGUCCACUAUACCCUACGGUCCAUUUCCUUGUAAAGCUGUGAACAAGAUCCUCUGGAGAACAGCAGAAUCGGGGCCUCCGUUGGUGCUCUUCAGCGGCGGCAUGCCCCGGGCGAGCUACGGAGACCGCCACUGUCUGACCAUCCUGCAGGACAGCACGCACGUCACGCUGGACUUCACGUCCCGAGUAAUCGACUUCUUCACCAUCCACUGCACAGAUCCCCUAAAGGAGUUCGACGACCCCACGGCCCUGGUGGUCCUCCUGGAAGAGGAGCUGGUUGUGAUUGACCUCUUGACCCCCGGCUGGCCCACGAUCCCGUGUCCGUACCUGGCCCCACUCCACUCGUCGGCCAUCACCUGCUCCUACCACAUCUCCAACGUGCCCGCGCGGCUCUGGGAGAGGAUUGUCAGCUCGGGGCAGCAGCAGCAGUGCCCCCAGCAGACGCCUGUGAACUGGCCGAUCUGUGGAGGCAAGAGCUCGGCGCCUGAACCCAAACAAAAGGAGCUGCUACUGACGGGUCACGAGGACGGCACUGUGCGCUUCUGGGACGCCUCUGGCGUGUCCCUCAAGCCCCUGUACAAGCUGAGCACGGCCAACAUCUUCCAGACGGACUGCGACCACAACGACAGCCUGACCCAGGCCGGGGAGGAGGACUGGCCCCCUUUCAGGAAGGUGGGCUGUUUUGACCCCUACAGUGAUGACCCCAGGUUGGGCAUUCAGAAGAUCUGCUUGUGUAAAUACAGUGGCAAACUAGUGGUCGCUGGAACUGCUGGACAGGUGGUGGUGAUGUAUCUGAGCGAUGAGAAGUCUGAUCACAUGAUCGACGCGGCCACGAUGGACCUGCUCCAGGACCGGGAGGGCUUCACGUGGAAGGGGCACGACCGCCUGCCGCCCAAGUCCGGCUCGGUGGUGUUCGCCCCCGGCUUCCAGCCCGUCGUCCUGGUGCAGUGCAUGCCCCCCGCCGCCGUCACCGCGGUAACGCUGCACGCCGAGUGGAACCUCAUCGCCUUUGGCACCAGCCACGGCUUCGGACUCUUCGACUACCACCGCCGCAGCCCCGUGUUGGCAAGAUGCACGCUGCACCCCAACGACUCCCUGGCCAUGGAGGGGCCACUCUCCCGGGUCAAGUCUCUGAAGAAGUCACUGCGUCAGUCUUUCAGAAGGAUCCGGAAGAGCAGAGUCUCUGGGAAGAAGCGGGUAGUCGUCAACAGUCCCACCAGUAAAGUGCAGGAGGCCAACGCCCACCUGGCGGAGCAUGACGAGAUGGCCCCCGUCCAGAGGAGGAUCGAGCCCCGCUCCGCCGACGACUCACUCUCGGGGGUGGUGCGCUGCCUCUGCUUCGCCGACACAUACCUCAGAGACGGGACCCAUCACGGCCCGACCAUGUGGGCCGGCACCAACUCGGGCUCGGUGUACGCGUACGCGCUGGACGUUCCGCCGCAGGAGCGCUUCUCCGAGCAGAGCGUGGAGGCCCUGCUGGGCAAGGAGAUCCAGCUGAUGCACCGGGCGCCCGUGGUCUCCAUCGCCGUGCUGGACGGCCGGGGGAACCCCCUGCCCGAGCCCUACGAGGUGUCCAGGGACCUGGCCAAGGCCCCGGACAUGCAGGGCAGCCACUCCGUGCUCAUCGCCUCAGAAGAACAGUUCAAGGUGUUCACGCUGCCCAAGGUGAGCGCCAAGACCAAGUUCAAGCUGACCGCCCACGAGGGGUGCCGAGUGCGGAAGGUGGCGCUGUCCAACUUCGCCAGCGCGGCGUCGGACGACUACUCGGAGAACGGCCUGGUGUGCCUGACCAACCUGGGCGACAUCCACGUGUUCAACGUGCCGGCGCUGCGGCCGCAGGUGCGCUACGACUGCAUCCGCAAGGAGGACAUCAGCGGCAUCGCCUCCUGCGUGUUCACCAAGACCGGCCAGGGAUUCUACCUGAUCUCGCCCUCGGAGUAUGAGCGUUUCUCAUUGUCUGCACGCGUCAUCACGGAACCUCUGUGUCAGGUGGAGGUGGACCGACCGCACGAGCCCACCGCCCACAGUGACAGCACAACAGCCCCACCUCACGCGAACGGCACUCAUAAGAAGCAGACCACUGGAGAGCACAAGUCCGUAGCAGAGGCCGAAGGCAUGGUCGAUGAACUGCAGAAUGCGUUACACUCGACGAUGCUGGAUUCCCCCAACAGCAGUGCUGACAUCACUCUCGACACCACCGGGGAGCUCACUGUGGAGGACGUGAAGGACUUCCUCGUGACCGUGGACGAGGCCGAGAACAACCGGAGAAAUAUCACCGAGGAGGACGCCCGGCCUCCUGGAAUCCUCAUCAACUGAGCGGCGAGGGAGGG
Sardina pilchardus (European sardine) is the source of this 3264-nucleotide messenger RNA. It is a transcript of the gene llgl1, whose product is annotated as LLGL scribble cell polarity complex component 1. NCBI's taxonomy places the organism in Eukaryota, Metazoa, Chordata, Actinopteri, Clupeiformes, Clupeidae. The transcript has 22 exons. Gene Ontology annotation, cellular component: plasma membrane; cytoplasm; cortical actin cytoskeleton. Gene Ontology annotation, biological process: cortical actin cytoskeleton organization; regulation of Notch signaling pathway; regulation of establishment or maintenance of cell polarity. The record is from RefSeq and is a predicted model, not a curated record. Gene Ontology annotation, molecular function: GTPase activator activity; myosin II binding. Bases 119 to 3250 code for a protein of 1043 amino acids.